GUGAAAUUCUGAUCAGCAGCAGAUGUGUGUGAGACACGGAGAGAGAGACAGACGGGGGUUUAAAAAAAAAAAAAGAGUGUGAUUUUAUGCUGUUUGUUGCAUGUAAACCUGCAGAAGAAGCUGAAAAGUUCAGAAAACUGAAGAGAACUCCAGAUUAUCAAACCCCGACACACGAUGGAUAACGACUGUUAUGUCCUCAGUAUCCCUGUCCCGAUGAUGCGGCAUGGAGGCUCUGACUCGAACCUUUACUGUUCGAGCAACCUGCAGCAGAAGAUCCUGAAGACAAAGGAGCAGCUGAGGGUGGAGCAAAUGGAGCACGAUGACAACGUGGCUGAGUUCCUCAAGCUGGUCAAUAUGGCCGAUAAGCACCAGGUUCCAAGAAUCCAACAAGUGUUUGAGAAGAAGAACCAGAAAACGGUGGACAACAUUAACCAGUUACAGAAGAAGCUGGAGCAGUACUACAGACGCAUGAAGGAGAGCGAGAACAACAAUGGCUCCUCCAAGAACAGCAGCCCGAAAGACGCCGCUAAAGAGCAGACCAAGGACGUGUCUAAGGACACUCUGAAGGAUGUGAGUGGCAGCGGGCGCCAUCACUGCCUGGACAAGUUAAAACCCAGUGCGCCGACAGUGUUACUCACACCACCGUCCUUCUUCAACAAGCCCAGAGAGUUUGCUAAUCUAAUCCGCAACAAAUUCGGCAGCGCAGACAACAUCACACAGCUCAAGACCUCGCUGGACGAAGGUGGAGGCAGGAUGCUGAGCGGGAGUGCCACCAUCGUCGGCCAAUCAAAGUUCCACAGUGAUGACGAUGAGUGCUCCACGGGAACCUCUGCUUCAGUGGAUAGUAACGGAAAGCCUUCCUUCCACAAACACAACCAAAACACCAUCAACAUGGUGCUGGAGGAACUUCAGGAGAUCUGUCAGUCCCAAAUCCAACUUGCUGAAGACAUGGAGGUUCUGAAAGUGAACCUGAGUACACAUGACCUCCUCACACAGCAGCUCGAGGACGAGAGAGACAGGGCGGAGCGUCUGGAGGAGCAGCUCAACGAUCUGGUUGAACUUCAUCAGAAUGAGAUGGCAAAUCUGAAGCAGGAGUUGGCCAGCAUUGAGGAGAAGGUGGCUUAUCAGGCUAAUGAGAGGGCCAGAGACCUGCAGGAGAUGCUGGAGUCGUGUAACUCUCGGCUGUGUAAAUUGGAGCAGCAGGUGCAGGUGGUUCAGGUGGAGACUGAAGGUGUGUUUGGCCGUAAGCUCCUCGCUAAAAUCAUUAGCGUGCUACUUGCAGUCAUCAUGCUGAUGUUGGUGUGUGUUUCCACGGCGACACGCUGCAUCAUGACCGGCAUUCGGAGCCGUACACACCUGCUGGUGACGGCGUUCAGCACAGUGCUGAUUGCUCUGGUCUGGAGGAGCUACGAGAGACUCGGCACGAACGCAGAACUGCAGAUCUGAACCAGACACCUAGAUACAGAACUGGACCUGAAACUGAACCCGGAACUCCUCCCUUAAUCCUGGACCCUGAACCCUCAUACUGAUCUUUAAGAGCGUUCUCGUUCCUUUCGCUCAGUUUGUCAACUCUGAGUCACAGUGAGAUGAUUUUAUUUAUUUAAUUUUUUAAAUAUUUGAUUCUGUUUGGUUUCACGCUGCACUUAAUAAUUAAAAAAAAAAGUUGCCAGAGGGGGUGGGGCUUAAAACAGGAAAAAAAAUAAAAUAAAAUUACACUUUGUACUGGUCAAAGAAAUCUAAACAACUUUUUACCAAAUGAAAACACAUUUUGCACAGAUUAGCUCAGUUGCUCAGCUGAUUUACAGUCGGAUCACUUUCUCACCAGAACACUUUGCUCAGUUGCUCUCGGAUCUGAGUGCGAUCGCUCGAGUGUGUUCUCACCUGUGUAAAGAACCACGCCGACGGAGAGAACACACCAGGGUUCGGUUCAAACACACUAAAAACUGUGUAUGUGAAAGUACACUAACUCAUCACUGGUACUGCACCUGAACGUCAAUCCUGAACCUGAACACUGCGAAUGGAGAAAUAUUUUUCCUCAUUGUUGAAAUCAGAUUUUUUUUUUUUAGUUGCUGCACAAAGUUUUUUUUUUUUUUUUAACUUGAUUUUGAAUUUCAUAUAGACAACAGGAUUUGUGUUCUCACUUCCUUUCACUGUAUUCCUUCUUAUAAAUCUGUGAAUCAGGGUGUCAGUAUUUACGGUUUAAAUAGUUAUGAUUUUUGACCUGUUCCUACAGUGAUGCAGGAAGAGACACUUUUUUUUUUUUUUUCCCUACUUUUUCAGAGAAAACAGUCGUCAGAACAAAGGUGACUAAAGUUCUGCUGAUUAACUGAAAGGGAAAUGACCCGGCACUGUGUGAAACACUCUUGUGGUUACUUUCACUUUGCACCAACUUCAUCUCUGACCUUUGACCUGUGAAUUGAGAACCUCAGACUCGUGAGCCGAUAGAAACCAAAAGAACGAGGAUUUUUCAUUUCUUUGUUAUUAAACCGGUUGUUCAGUAAUAAGUGCAGGUAAACUGCAGCUUUUCUUUGGUCAGUAAUGCAAGUUUAAAUCCUGAUUUGAGGAUUUUGUUAAAGUUUGCAUCGUAUUGUUGGAUUAUACAGUAUUUAUGUACUUUAUUGUGAUGUAAAUAUAAUUUCUCAUCUCAUCUCAUUAUCUCUAGCCGCUUUAUCCUGUUCUACAGGGUCGCAGGCGAGCUGGAUCCUAUCCCAGCUGACUACGGGCGAAAGGCGGGGUUCACCCUGGACAAGUCGCCAGGUCAUCACAGGGCUGACACAUAGACACAGACAACCAUUCACACUCACAUUCACACCUACGCUCAAUUUAGACUCACCAGUUAACCUAACCUGCAUGUCUUUGGACUGUGGAGGAAACCGGAGCACCCGGAGGAAACCCACGCGGACACGGGGAGAACAUGCAAACUCCACACAGAAAGGCCCUCGCCGGCCACGGGGCUCGAACCCGGACCUUCUUGCUGUGAGGUGACAGCGCUAACCACUACACCACCGUGCCACCCCGUAAAUAUAAUUUCUGCAGAAAAAUAAUUUACUGCUAACGUUUCUGUUUUAUUAUUCAUGCUCUUGGCAUGGAGCUGUGAUGUACGGUACACUCUCUGGGUGUUUUUGUUUUGUUUUUCAUUUUGGUGGUAACGUUGUUCUGCGGUGCUGUACCGUGUGUUUUGGCUCAGGUUCUAAUGGACUGAACAUCUUUAAUCUUCAGCACUGAAUCUGGUGUUCUUGUGUGAACACAUGGAGCUGUAAUUGCUGUUCCUCACAUACUGUAUAGGGGUGUGUGUGUGUGUGUGUGUGUGUGUGUGUGUGUGUGUGUGUGUGUAUACUGUAUGCAAACUGAGUUUGUUCUUUUCUUAAUACGUUUUUUUUAAAUCAUGGAUGUAAUAAAAGUAAGCAUU
Neoarius graeffei (lesser salmon catfish) is the source of this 3409-nucleotide messenger RNA. Its product is annotated as transmembrane and coiled-coil domain protein 3-like. Gene Ontology annotation, cellular component: endomembrane system. Lineage: Eukaryota; Metazoa; Chordata; Actinopteri; Siluriformes; Ariidae. The record is from RefSeq and is a predicted model, not a curated record. The transcript has 4 exons. Bases 175 to 1446 code for a protein of 423 amino acids.